GUCGCCGAAGGCUCCUUUUCCUAGCAGUUAAAUAAACCGACCAGUAAUAACCACAAUACUAAUAAGAGCAGCCGAACCAAACAAAUACGGCCAAAUUGAUCCGUGAGAAACAAUAAUAUUAAUAAGAGCCCAAAACUAAAUCCGAUCAAUCGAGGCACCGAGACAGACGCUGGGGGUAUAUCCACGGUUCCAUCAAGGUGGAAGAUGUGUCAAACCGUGUAAGGGAACCGCAUGGAGAUGGGCGUUUUGAACUGUUAAUGGGGACAUGGGACGCCCGCUGUCUCUGAUCCCUCGUGUGGAUUUUCGCAGCGUAGAAGGACAGAAGCCGCUCGUACGUCGCCAAGGCCAACAGCAGGAAUUCUGCGUGAAAGGGUGUCAAACCUUGUUAUUUUAAUUUGCAUCUGGGAGAAUGUCUGAGCCAGGAGACCUGAGUCAGACCAUAGUGGAGGAAGGUGGGCCUGAGCAGGAGACGACCACUCCGGAGAAUGGCGUGGUUAAAUCCGAAAGUCUGGACGAGGAGGAGAAACUGGAAUUACAGAGGCGGCUGGCAGCUCAGAACCAAGAAAGAAGAAAAUCCAAGUCAGGAGCAGGAAAAGGUAAACUGACUCGCAGCCUUGCUGUCUGUGAAGAAUCCUCAGCCAGACCAGGAGGGGAAAGCCUUCAAGACCAGGAAUCAAUUCAUUUACAGCUUUCCAGUUUUCCCAGCCUGCAAGAGGAUGAUAAAUCUAGGAAAGAUGACUCUGAAAGAGAAAAAGAAAAGGAUAAAAACAAAGAUAAAACCUCUGAAAAAUCCAAGAUCAGAAUGUUAUCAAAAGAUUGCAGCCAAGAAUAUACGGAUUCUACAGGCAUAGAUUUACACGAGUUUCUGAUUAACACAUUAAAGAAUAAUUCCAGAGACAGGAUGAUACUCUUGAAAAUGGAGCAGGAAAUUAUUGAUUUCAUUGGUGACAACAAUAAUCAUUAUAAAAAGUUUCCUCAGAUGUCAUCCUAUCAGAGGAUGCUCGUGCAUCGAGUGGCAGCUUACUUUGGGUUGGAUCACAACGUGGAUCAAACAGGGAAGUCUGUCAUCAUCAACAAGACCAACAGCACAAGAAUACCAGAGCAAAGGUUUUGUGACCAUUUAAAAGAUGACAAAGGUGAAGAAUCCCAGAAGCGGUUUAUCUUGAAGCGAGAUAACUCUAGUGUUGAUAAAGAAGACACUCAGCAAAACAGAAUGCAUCCAUUUAGAGAUGACAGACGAAGUAAAUCAAUUGAAGAGAGAGAAGAGGAAUAUCAGAGAGUGAGGGAGAGAAUAUUUGCACACGAUUCAGUUUGCUCCCAGGAAAGCCUUUUUGUGGAAAACAGUAGGCUCUUGGAAGACAGUAACAUAUGCAGUGAGACCUAUAAGAAAAGACAGCUCUUUCGGGGCAACAGAGACAGCUCGGGGAGAACAUCCGGAAGUCGGCAGAGCAGCUCAGAGAAUGAACUGAAGUGGUCCGACCAUCAAAGGGCCUGGAGCAGCACAGAUUCUGACAGCUCCAACCGCAAUCUCAAGCCUGCCAUGACCAAGACGGCGAGUUUUGGGGGCAUCACGGUGCUGACCAGGGGUGACAGCACAUCUAGUAACAAGAGUACUGGGAAGCUAUCCAAAGCAGGUAGUUCUGAGUCCUCCAGCAGUGCCGGCUCCUCAGGGUCGCUGCCACGCACCCACCCGCCUCUCCAGAGCACACCGGUGGUCUCUGGCUUGGCCGCCACUUCUCCUGGCUGUGUCACCUACCCGGAGAACGGGAUGGGAGGCCAGGUCGCGCCCAGCAGCACCAGCUACAUCCUCCUCCCGCUUGAAGCUGCCACAGGCAUCCCGCCGGGAAGCAUCCUUCUUAAUCCACAUACAGGCCAGCCCUUCGUGAAUCCCGAUGGAAGCCCCGCCAUAUACAACCCCCCCACCAGCCAGCAGCCCCUGCGAAGCGCGAUGGUGGGACCGUCCCAGCAGCAGCCCCGGCAGCAGCCCUCCCCGCAGCCCCCGCAGCAGGUCCAGCCACCCCAGCCGCAAAUGGCAGGCCCGCUGGUGGCUCAGUCUGUCCAGGGGCUGCAGGCUUCCUCCCAGUCAGUGCAAUACCCAGCUGUGUCUUUUCCUUCCCAGCAUCUCCUGCCCGUGUCUCCGACGCCGCAGUUCCCCAUGAGAGAGGAUGUGACCACGCAGUUUGGCCAGAUGAACCUGAGCCGGCAGUCCUCGGGGGAGACUCCUGAGCCCCCGGCAGGUCCUGUCUACCCACCGUCCCUCCUGCCACAGCCCACCCAGCAGCCAAGCUACGUCAUUGCCUCCACAGGCCAGCAGCUCCCAACAGGGGGCUUCUCGGGCUCUGGCCCUCCCAUCUCCCAGCAAGUCCUCCAGCCCUCUCCCUCGCCACAGGGAUUCGUGCAACAGCCUCCACCCGCACAGAUGCCUGUAUAUUAUUAUCCAUCUGGUCAGUACCCUACCUCAACCACGCAGCAGUACCGGCCCAUGGCCUCGGUUCAGUUCAGUGCUCAGAGGGGCCAGCAGAUGCCACAGACAGUACAGCAAGCAGGUUACCAGCCGGUCUUGUCUGGUCAGCAGGGGUUCCAAGGCCUCAUGGGGGUGCAGCAGCCACCUCAGAGUCAGGGCGUGAUGGGCAGCCAACAGGGAGCUCCAGUGCAAAGCGUGCUGGUCUCCUACCCGACCGUGUCUAACUAUCAGGUGCCAAUGACCCAGGGUUCUCAAGGACUGCCCCAGCAGUCAUACCAACAGCCAAUCAUGCUACCUAACCAGGCAGGCCAGGGGUCCCUCCCAGCCACCGGAAUGCCUGUGUACUGUAACGUCACACCGCCGACCCCUCAGAACAACCUUAGGCUGAUGGGCCCUCCCUGUCCCUCCAGCACUGUCCCCGUGAUGUCGGCCAGCUGCAGGACCAACUGUGCCAGCAUGAGCAACACCGGGUGGCAGGUCAAGUUCUGAGCGCUCGGGCCGUGGUACAUUUCUUCAGAUACUGCUCAUGGCCUUUAAGGGAGGAGGAGGAAGGUGGGAAAACUUGCUGAAGACUUAAAUAUUCACUCAACACCCAAAUGACUGCUGCUGGUAUUCUGUAAAAAACAAAAAACAAACAAACAAACAAAAAAACAAAGACUAAUCCACACGUUAGCUGGUUAAUGGUGCAUAUUUCCGUCAUGUCUGCUAGGUAUGCCUUUCUAGCUUAGCUAGUGACAUGAAUUCAUCAAGGUAAGAUUUUCUCCUACCACUGAAUACCACUGUGUAGAUGAUAAUAUCCCUAAUUUGGAUUAUUAGUUUUGUACUUUGUUUGAGUUUGUGAUGCGAAAAAGUAUUUAAAAAUUAUAUACUGAAAUCACAUUGUACCAAAGCUGUAAUGGAAAAGAACUGAUGAAUGGAAGGAAUAAUUUAUAUACACUAUAGAGUUUUCUUUUUUAAUGGAUAUAUACUGUAUUGUAGUGUUUAAUCAAAAUAAAACUAUUUGACCUUAUGGAGGAAGGUCAUGUUUUUA
Messenger RNA from Hippopotamus amphibius kiboko, 3494 nucleotides. RefSeq names its product cAMP regulated phosphoprotein 21 (gene ARPP21). The transcript is spliced from 21 exons. The coding region runs from base 410 to 2953 and encodes 847 amino acids. NCBI's taxonomy places the organism in Eukaryota, Metazoa, Chordata, Mammalia, Artiodactyla, Hippopotamidae. Gene Ontology annotation, molecular function: nucleic acid binding. Gene Ontology annotation, cellular component: cytoplasm. The record is from RefSeq and is a predicted model, not a curated record.